Messenger RNA from Asterias rubens (European starfish), 11642 nucleotides. Its product is annotated as mucin-2-like. The coding region runs from base 129 to 11642 and encodes 3837 amino acids. The record is from RefSeq and is a predicted model, not a curated record. Lineage: Eukaryota; Metazoa; Echinodermata; Asteroidea; Forcipulatida; Asteriidae. The transcript is spliced from 42 exons.
CAACAACAGCAGCAACAGCAGCAGCAACAACAAUAGCUUGCCCUGAUUGUCAUGUCAGCGAACCCAUUCCUUGUUCAAUUCAGAGCUCAUUGAGUUCUGCCCCUUUUGCACCAAUAUAUGAAUGUAGUAUGCAAAGUGAAGACACAUGCCCAUGUGAUGAUGGGUACCACAGGGACUUUGGAGAUGGUUUUGGUGCAGGCUACUUGGAGGGCGUGAUGGGAUUUACCUGGAAUUCAAACAUGUGUGUCAGACUUGAACAGGAUCAACCUGGGGAAUGUGAAGAAUGCGUGUGUGAAACGGAUCAGAGUCCGUCAAUUCCAGUUAGUAAACUUGUAUGUUCGCCAAUCGUCGACUGCAUAAAAACCACAACAGAGCCAACAGCAAGUACAACAGAAGAAGAAGCGCCAACAACAACCAUAGAGAGUACCACUCGUGUGACAACAACUGAGGCACCUACAACUUCUGGUCCUCCUUCAACGACUGAAAAAGUCAGCACAACAAUUGUGACAACCUCCCCUAAGGCAACCACCACAGAGACAAUCAUUGUGGAGACAACAACAGGCGAAGCGCCUACAACUGUUGUAACGACACGUGAAACCACCACUACACCCACAACUACAGGUGCACCUACAACCACCGAGGUUGUCACUACCACUGCUGUACAAACCACCACUCCAGAAGCAACAACUACUGAGGAGACAACUACUGUACGCACCACUACACAGCCAACAACGACAGAAGCCCCAACAACUACUGAAGCAACUACCACUCGUGUGACAACCACUGCAGCUCCUACAACGCCUGGCCCUCCUUCAACGACUGAGGAAGUCAGCACCACGGUUGUGACAAUUUCUCCAGAAACAACUACAAAAGAGAUAAGCACUGUGAUCUCCACAGCUGGCCCGUCAACCACACCUGAAGAAUGUGCUGAGGACCUUGAUGAUUACGACAAAGUGACAGUCUCAAGAGAAAAUUCUGACAGCUCUUCACUGGUUACACCCGAUCAAUGGUGGAAACCAGACAGUCCUCCAGAAAGCACUGAAACUCCACAUGAAGGAUCACACUUGACUGUGACCUUCGACCCAAGAAGUAAAGUUACAUCUGUAAUUGUCACAAAUGAAGAUGGAGUGCCUGAGGAUGUCACCAUUGCCUUUGAGUUUCAGCCAAGUGACCGUGCUAAAUACCUACCACUUGCCGAUGAAGCAAAUUCAAACAUCUUUAUCGGAAAGACUGACACCAAAAUCUCUUUACCAUCAAGCUUGCCAUUCAUAACAAGACUGAGAGUAUUCCUUGUUGGACCAAAUGCUGAUGCAAGUUAUAAAAUAGUCUUCAACGGCUGUGAAGAGACAGUUUCUACCAGCACAGAGGUGUUCAGUUCUACUGUCAGCACUACACGUGAAAUCACAGCCGCACCCACAACUACAGGCACACCUACAACCACAGAGGUGAUCACUACCACUGCUGUACAAACCACCACUCCAGAAGCAACAACUACUGAGGAGACAACUACUGUACGCACCACUACACAGCCAACAACUACAGAAGUCCCAACAACUACUGAAGCAACUACCACUCGUGUGACAACCACUGCAGCUCCUACAACUUCUGGCCCUCCUUCAACGACUGAGGAAGUCAGCACCACGGUUGUGACAAUUUCUCCAGAAACAACUACAAAAGAGAUAAGCACUGUGACCUCCACAGCUGGCCCGUCAACCACACCUGAAGAAUGUGCUGAGGACCUUGAUGAUUAUGACAAAGUGACAGUCUCAAGAGAAAAUUCUGACAGCUCUUCACUGGUUACACCCGAUCAAUGGUGGAAACCAGACAGUCCUCCAGAGAGCACUGAAACUCCACAUGAAGGAUCACACUUGACUGUGACCUUCGACCCAAGAAGUAAAGUUACAUCUGUAAUUGUCACAAAUGAAGAUAGAGUGCCUGAGGAUGUCACCAUUGCCGUUGAGUUUCAGCCAAGUGACCGUGCUAAAUACCUACCACUUGCCGAUGAAGCAAAUUCAAACAUCUUUAUCGGAAAGACUGACACCAAAAUCUCUUUACCAUCAAGCUUGCCAUUCAUAACAAGACUGAGAGUAUUCCUUGUUGGACCAAAUGCUGAUGCAAGUUAUAAAAUAGUCUUCAACGGCUGUGAAGAGACAGUUUCUACCAGCACAGAGGUGUUCAGUUCUACUGUCAGCACUACACGUGAAAUCACAGCCGCACCCACAACUACAGGCACACCUACAACCACAGAGGUGAUCACUACCACUGCUGUACAAACCACCACUCCAGAAGCAACAACUACUGAGGAGACAACUACUGUACGCACCACUACACAGCCAACAACUACAGAAGUCCCAACAACUACUGAAGCAACUACCACUCGUGUGACAACCACUGCAGCUCCUACAACUUCUGGCCCUCCUUCAACGACUGAGGAAGUCAGCACCACGGUUGUGACAAUUUCUCCAGAAACAACUACAAAAGAGAUAAGCACUGUGACCUCCACAGCUGGCCCGUCAACCACACCUGAAGAAUGUGCUGAGGACCUUGAUGAUUAUGACAAAGUGACAGUCUCAAGAGAAAAUUCUGACAGCUCUUCACUGGUUACACCCGAUCAAUGGUGGAAACCAGACAGUCCUCCAGAGAGCACUGAAACUCCACAUGAAGGAUCACACUUGACUGUGACCUUCGACCCAAGAAGUAAAGUUACAUCUGUAAUUGUCACAAAUGAAGAUGGAGUGCCUGAGGAUGUCACCAUUGCCGUUGAGUUUCAGCCAAGUGACCGUGCUAAAUACCUACCACUUGCCGAUGAAGCAAAUUCAAACAUCUUUAUCGGAAAGACUGACACCAAAAUCUCUUUACCAUCAAGCUUGCCAUUCAUAACAAGACUGAAAGUAUACCUUGUUAAACCAAAUCCUGAUGCAAGUUAUAAAAUAGUCUUCAACGGCUGUGAAGAGACAGUUUCUACCAGCACAGAGGUGUUCAGUUCUACUGUCAGCACUACACGUGAAAUCACAGCCGCACCCACAACUACAGGCACACCUACAACCACCGAGGUGAUCACUACCACUGCUGUACAAACCACCACUCCAGAAGCAACAACUACUGAGGAGACAACUACUGUACGCACCACUACACAGCCAACAACUACAGAAGUCCCAACAACUACUGAAGCAACUACCACUCGUGUGACAACCACUGCAGCUCCUACAACUUCUGGCCCUCCUUCAACGACUGAGGAAGUCAGCACCACGGUUGUGACAAUUUCUCCAGAAACAACUACAAAAGAGAUAAGCACUGUGAUCUCCACAGCUGGCCCGUCAACCACACCUGAAGAAUGUGCUGAGGACCUUGAUGAUUACGACAAAGUGACAGUCUCAAGAGAAAAUUCUGACAGCUCUUCACUGGUUACACCCGAUCAAUGGUGGAAACCAGACAGUCCUCCAGAAAGCACUGAAACUCCACAUGAAGGAUCACACUUGACUGUGACCUUCGACCCAAGAAGUAAAGUUACAUCUGUAAUUGUCACAAAUGAAGAUGGAGUGCCUGAGGAUGUCACCAUUGCCGUUGAGUUUCAGCCAAGUGACCGUGCUAAAUACCUACCACUUGCCGAUGAAGCAAAUUCAAACAUCUUUACUGGAAAGACUGACACCAAAAUCUCUUUACCAUCAAGCUUGCCAUUCAUAACAAGACUGAGAGUAUACCUUGUUAAACCAAAUCCUGAUGCAAGUUAUAAAAUAGUCUUCAACGGCUGUGAAGAGACAGUUUCUACCAGCACAGAGGUGUUCAGUUCUACUGUCAGCACUACACGUGAAAUCACAGCCGCACCCACAACUACAGGCACACCUACAACCACAGAGGUGAUCACUACCACUGCUGUACAAACCACCACUCCAGAAGCAACAACUACUGAGGAGACAACUACUGUACGCACCACUACACAGCCAACAACUACAGAAGUCCCAACAACUACUGAAGCAACUACCACUCGUGUGACAACCACUGCAGCUCCUACAACUUCUGGCCCUCCUUCAACGACUGAGGAAGUCAGCACCACGGUUGUGACAAUUUCUCCAGAAACAACUACAAAAGAGAUAAGCACUGUGACCUCCACAGCUGGCCCGUCAACCACACCUGAAGAAUGUGCUGAGGACCUUGAUGAUUAUGACAAAGUGACAGUCUCAAGAGAAAAUUCUGACAGCUCUUCACUGGUUACACCCGAUCAAUGGUGGAAACCAGACAGUCCUCCAGAGAGCACUGAAACUCCACAUGAAGGAUCACACUUGACUGUGACCUUCGACCCAAGAAGUAAAGUUACAUCUGUAAUUGUCACAAAUGAAGAUGGAGUGCCUGAGGAUGUCACCAUUGCCUUUGAGUUUCAGCCAAGUGACCGUGCUAAAUACCUACCACUUGCCGAUGAAGCAAAUUCAAACAUCUUUAUCGGAAAGACUGACACCAAAAUCUCUUUACCAUCAAGCUUGCCAUUCAUAACAAGACUGAAAGUAUUCCUUGUUGGACCAAAUGCUGAUGCAAGUUAUAAAAUAGUCUUCAACGGCUGUGAAGAGACAGUUUCUACCAGCACAGAGGUGUUCAGUUCUACUGUCAGCACUACACGUGAAAUCACAGCCGCACCCACAACUACAGGCACACCUACAACCACAGAGGUGAUCACUACCACUGCUGUACAAACCACCACUCCAGAAGCAACAACUACUGAGGAGACAACUACUGUACGCACCACUACACAGCCAACAACUACAGAAGUCCCAACAACUACUGAAGCAACUACCACUCGUGUGACAACCACUGCAGCUCCUACAACUUCUGGCCCUCCUUCAACGACUGAGGAAGUCAGCACCACGGUUGUGACAAUUUCUCCAGAAACAACUACAAAAGAGAUAAGCACUGUGACCUCCACAGCUGGCCCGUCAACCACACCUGAAGAAUGUGCUGAGGACCUUGAUGAUUAUGACAAAGUGACAGUCUCAAGAGAAAAUUCUGACAGCUCUUCACUGGUUACACCCGAUCAAUGGUGGAAACCAGACAGUCCUCCAGAGAGCACUGAAACUCCACAUGAAGGAUCACACUUGACUGUGACCUUCGACCCAAGAAGUAAAGUUACAUCUGUAAUUGUCACAAAUGAAGAUGGAGUGCCUGAGGAUGUCACCAUUGCCGUUGAGUUUCAGCCAAGUGACCGUGCUAAAUACCUACCACUUGCCGAUGAAGCAAAUUCAAACAUCUUUAUCGGAAAGACUGACACCAAAAUCUCUUUACCAUCAAGCUUGCCAUUCAUAACAAGACUGAAAGUAUACCUUGUUAAACCAAAUCCUGAUGCAAGUUAUAAAAUAGUCUUCAACGGCUGUGAAGAGACAGUUUCUACCAGCACAGAGGUGUUCAGUUCUACUGUCAGCACUACACGUGAAAUCACAGCCGCACCCACAACUACAGGCACACCUACAACCACCGAGGUGAUCACUACCACUGCUGUACAAACCACCACUCCAGAAGCAACAACUACUGAGGAGACAACUACUGUACGCACCACUACACAGCCAACAACUACAGAAGUCCCAACAACUACUGAAGCAACUACCACUCGUGUGACAACCACUGCAGCUCCUACAACUUCUGGCCCUCCUUCAACGACUGAGGAAGUCAGCACCACGGUUGUGACAAUUUCUCCAGAAACAACUACAAAAGAGAUAAGCACUGUGAUCUCCACAGCUGGCCCGUCAACCACACCUGAAGAAUGUGCUGAGGACCUUGAUGAUUACGACAAAGUGACAGUCUCAAGAGAAAAUUCUGACAGCUCUUCACUGGUUACACCCGAUCAAUGGUGGAAACCAGACAGUCCUCCAGAAAGCACUGAAACUCCACAUGAAGGAUCACACUUGACUGUGACCUUCGACCCAAGAAGUAAAGUUACAUCUGUAAUUGUCACAAAUGAAGAUGGAGUGCCUGAGGAUGUCACCAUUGCCGUUGAGUUUCAGCCAAGUGACCGUGCUAAAUACCUACCACUUGCCGAUGAAGCAAAUUCAAACAUCUUUACUGGAAAGACUGACACCAAAAUCUCUUUACCAUCAAGCUUGCCAUUCAUAACAAGACUGAGAGUAUACCUUGUUAAACCAAAUCCUGAUGCAAGUUAUAAAAUAGUCUUCAACGGCUGUGAAGAGACAGUUUCUACCAGCACAGAGGUGUUCAGUUCUACUGUCAGCACUACACGUGAAAUCACAGCCGCACCCACAACUACAGGCACACCUACAACCACAGAGGUGAUCACUACCACUGCUGUACAAACCACCACUCCAGAAGCAACAACUACUGAGGAGACAACUACUGUACGCACCACUACACAGCCAACAACUACAGAAGUCCCAACAACUACUGAAGCAACUACCACUCGUGUGACAACCACUGCAGCUCCUACAACUUCUGGCCCUCCUUCAACGACUGAGGAAGUCAGCACCACGGUUGUGACAAUUUCUCCAGAAACAACUACAAAAGAGAUAAGCACUGUGAUCUCCACAGCUGGCCCGUCAACCACACCUGAAGAAUGUGCUGAGGACCUUGAUGAUUACGACAAAGUGACAGUCUCAAGAGAAAAUUCUGACAGCUCUUCACUGGUUACACCCGAUCAAUGGUGGAAACCAGACAGUCCUCCAGAAAGCACUGAAACUCCACAUGAAGGAUCACACUUGACUGUGACCUUCGACCCAAGAAGUAAAGUUACAUCUGUAAUUGUCACAAAUGAAGAUGGAGUGCCUGAGGAUGUCACCAUUGCCGUUGAGUUUCAGCCAAGUGACCGUGCUAAAUACCUACCACUUGCCGAUGAAGCAAAUUCAAACAUCUUUACUGGAAAGACUGACACCAAAAUCUCUUUACCAUCAAGCUUGCCAUUCAUAACAAGACUGAGAGUAUACCUUGUUAAACCAAAUCCUGAUGCAAGUUAUAAAAUAGUCUUCAACGGCUGUGAAGAGACAGUUUCUACCAGCACAGAGGUGUUCAGUUCUACUGUCAGCACUACACGUGAAAUCACAGCCGCACCCACAACUACAGGCACACCUACAACCACAGAGGUGAUCACUACCACUGCUGUACAAACCACCACUCCAGAAGCAACAACUACUGAGGAGACAACUACUGUACGCACCACUACACAGCCAACAACUACAGAAGUCCCAACAACUACUGAAGCAACUACCACUCGUGUGACAACCACUGCAGCUCCUACAACUUCUGGCCCUCCUUCAACGACUGAGGAAGUCAGCACCACGGUUGUGACAAUUUCUCCAGAAACAACUACAAAAGAGAUAAGCACUGUGACCUCCACAGCUGGCCCGUCAACCACACCUGAAGAAUGUGCUGAGGACCUUGAUGAUUAUGACAAAGUGACAGUCUCAAGAGAAAAUUCUGACAGCUCUUCACUGGUUACACCCGAUCAAUGGUGGAAACCAGACAGUCCUCCAGAGAGCACUGAAACUCCACAUGAAGGAUCACACUUGACUGUGACCUUCGACCCAAGAAGUAAAGUUACAUCUGUAAUUGUCACAAAUGAAGAUGGAGUGCCUGAGGAUGUCACCAUUGCCUUUGAGUUUCAGCCAAGUGACCGUGCUAAAUACCUACCACUUGCCGAUGAAGCAAAUUCAAACAUCUUUAUCGGAAAGACUGACACCAAAAUCUCUUUACCAUCAAGCUUGCCAUUCAUAACAAGACUGAAAGUAUUCCUUGUUGGACCAAAUGCUGAUGCAAGUUAUAAAAUAGUCUUCAACGGCUGUGAAGAGACAGUUUCUACCAGCACAGAGGUGUUCAGUUCUACUGUCAGCACUACACGUGAAAUCACAGCCGCACCCACAACUACAGGCACACCUACAACCACAGAGGUGAUCACUACCACUGCUGUACAAACCACCACUCCAGAAGCAACAACUACUGAGGAGACAACUACUGUACGCACCACUACACAGCCAACAACUACAGAAGUCCCAACAACUACUGAAGCAACUACCACUCGUGUGACAACCACUGCAGCUCCUACAACUUCUGGCCCUCCUUCAACGACUGAGGAAGUCAUAACAACGGUUGUGACAAUUUCUCCAGAAACAACUACAAAAGAGAUAAGCACUGUUAGCACAACUGCAGUUCCUUCAACUACUGAGGUUGGGACAACUGUAGCCACGACUACUGGAGCAACAACAAUUAUCACAACUGUCUUAUCUCAAAGAACUGUGUUUCCUUCAACUACUGAGGUUGGGACAACUGUAGCCACGACUACUGGAGCAACAACAAUUAUCACAACUGCAUCGCCAACAACGACUGGCGAAGUCACAACCACAGAGGCUCCAACAACAACUGAAGAAGCUUCUACGACUAUUGUUUACACAACUACUCCUCAGGGAACGACAAAAGAGGCCACAACAAUUGUGACGACCACUACAGCGGCAACAACUUCUGAAGCGCCAACAACAACCAUAGAGAGUACCACUCGUGUGACAACAACUGAGGCACCUACAACUUCUGGUCCUCCUUCAACGACUGAAAAAGUCAGCACAACAAUUGUGACAACCUCCCCUGAGGCAACCACCACAGAGACAAUCAUUGUGGAGACAACAACAGGCGAAGCGCCUACAACUGUUGUAACGACACGUGAAACCACCACUACACCCACAACUACAGGUGCACCUACAACCACCGAGGUUAUCACUACCACUGCUGUACAAACCACCACUCCAGAAGCAACAACUACUGAUGAGACAACUACUGUACGCACCACUACACAGCCAACAACGACAGAAGUCCCAACAACUACUGAAGCAACUACUACUCGUGUGACAACCACUGCAGCACCUACAACUUCUGCCCCUCCUUCAACAACUGAAGUAUUGACUACAACCAAAACAACCACCACCCCUGAAGCAACCACAACAGAAACAACCACAGUUGAGACAACCACAGUUGUCACUCCGAAACAAACGACCCAACCUUUCUCCACCACCGAGGGUUAUUGUAACGAAGAUCUGGACGACUACGAGCCAGUCAUCGUCCAACGACACCUCUCCAGCGCAACAACCGUGCAACUUCUCCGAAACGAUCCAUGGAUCCCCAGCAAUCUACCAAUGCCUGAUCUUGAAGAGGAAGUUUACGAUAGACCGCACAUGGUGGUUGAUUUUAACGUGGGGGUUAAAAUCACCUCCGUGCGAAUCAAUUCCAAUGAUGGCAUACAGCAUCCAGUGAGUGUUGCCUUCAAAUACACGUUGAGCGGAACAUCCACCGAUACCGAUUUGAUGAGUGUUGAUAAUAGUUACAUCUUCUACGGUCUGACUGGAGAUAAGAUUCGCCUUCCGGAGGACACACCCUUUGUUACACGACUGAACGUUUACAUUGUGAAGGGAGAUUAUGUUGCCAGUAAUCUGGGUUAUACAGUGAGCUUUGAUGGCUGCGAAGAAGCGAUUCCAUCAACAACUGCACAGACUACCCCACUUCCAACCACAACUGAGACAAUUACAGAAGUGACAACAGCAAGCCCAACAACAUCCCAGCCAACCACAUCCAAAACAACCAUUGUGGUCACAAGUACGCCCGAAUCGACAACGACGGUUCGUAGCACGACAGUCUCAACAACUACAGCGUGUGUUCCGAAAUAUGAGGAAGUCUGUACAUGGACUGACUGGCUAGAUGAUGAAGUCGACGGUGCCAAGGUCACAGAUAUACCCUAUGAGUAUGAGCUCAUAAGUGAUCUUAGAAAGCUCUACAGCUUCUGCGAGUUACCGACAGAUAUCAUCUGCGUCGUAAAGACAAGACGAGAUAUAUCAAGCGAAUGGGCUGGCCAGCGCUCAUCGUGUACCAAGUCGGAUGGUUUCCGGUGCAUACAUUCAGAUCAAAGUUAUCCUCCGUUUUGUUUUGAUUACGAGAUUCGAUUGAAGUGUUGUGAGAUUGUGCACGUUGGUUGUGAAACUACAACAGCAGCACCUACGACUCUACCGACCACGACUGCACAACCCAUCAUUUCAACAACACAAGUAUCAACAACUCCUGUGACAGAUUGUUCACCUAUGACCUAUCAAGACUGUCCGUGUCCCCGUACAUGUGAGCAGCCACUUGUGCCAUGUCCUGAAAUAUGUAUCCCUGGAUGUAGCUGUCCACCUGGCCAAUACUGGGAUGAGGAGAGCGGGAGAUGUGUUACUAACUGCCCAUGUGACAAUUCCGAUCACGGGAUCGAUGAGAUUUGGUAUACAGGUGAUUGCAUCAUGUGUAAAUGGGAGAAUUAUGCUCUGUGUAAUGCCAGCUGUGGUGAAUACUGCCAGUAUGAAGAUGGGUGCGACGAAGGGUAUCAACUUGUUAAUGAAGAUCCAGAUGAUCUACGAUGCUGCCACUGCAUUCCAAUAGAGUCAACAACCACUACCGAGUCAACGACAACCCCGACCGAGUCAACAACCACUACCGAGUCAACGACAACCCCAACCCCAACCGAGUCAACAACCACUACCAAGUCAACGACAACCCCGACCGAGACAACAACCACUACUGUGUCAACGACAACCCCAACCGAGUCAACAACCACUACCGAGUCAACGACAACCCCAACCGAGUCAACAACCACUACAGAGUCAACGACAACCCCGACCAAGUCAACAACCACUACUGAGUCAACGACAACCCCAACCGAGUCAACAACCACUACAGAGUCAACGACCACCCCGACCGAGACAACAACCACUACUGUGUCAACAACUCCAUCACCCUGUGAUGAAGAUCUUGAUGAUAGUCCAAGUAUUGAAAUAACAAGAAAAUACAAAGAUGGUAACGACUUGGGGACACCGAAUCCAAUACCAGUUGCUGGUUGGACACCUUCCAACCCCUCAACACAAGUCAGCAAUCCACACACCGGAUCCCACCUUAUCAUUACCAUCAACACAACGAUUGAAAUCACUUCAGUCCUCAUUAAGAGUUCAAAUCCUUCAGAGAAAGUGACAGUUGCUUUUGAAACCCAUUACGACAUUCGAGAUGGGUUUGAACGCCUUAACAACUCAGAUGGAGGUUAUAUCUUUGAAGGCGACUCAAGCACUAAGAUCCGCCUACCACCAAACACUUUUGCAACCGCUAUAAAAGUGUACCUGGUGCAUCCCAAUGCAUCUUCCAGCUUCGAAGUGAAGCCCUUUGGCUGUGACAAAGAGGAACCAUGUGGAUAUCUUGGCUCAUAUUAUAAGAAAGGAGAGAUUGUAAUCAUUGAAGAGCCAUGCCAUUAUGGAAUUUGCGAGGAGGGCGGAGUUAUCGUGAAACAACCGGAGUGUGACCCAAUCGAGUGUCCAGAGGGUUCAACAAUGGAGAGUGCUCCAACAGAAAGCUGCUGCCCAGUCUGUGUUCCCAUACCGAGUUGCAAAAACAACAGCAACCUAAACUACCUUGUGAUUGAAAACUGCAUUUCCGCCAACAUGAUUCGUGAGACGAGCUGCUCUGGGUCUUGUCCAUCUUAUGUUUACGCCCAAACCACAAUAGAGCUCAAGAUGGGAAGUUUCUGUGAAUGUUGUCGUCCAACUCGAUUGAGUGAAAAUACUGUUGAAAUGCAGUGUGAUGAUCAAACGACCUACAGUCAUACCUAUCAGGUGAUAGAAGAAUGUACCUGUAAAAGCUGUGUCGAAAAUCUCUAA